Phytomonas sp. EM1 is the source of this 1023-nucleotide messenger RNA. The record is from the annotation of a GenBank genome assembly. Lineage: Eukaryota; Euglenozoa; Kinetoplastea; Trypanosomatida; Trypanosomatidae.
AUGUCAACACCUUUUGAGAGCUUCCGUUUCCUACGUGUGCCUUAUUCAGCGCAGGAAACAGCCAACCGCUUCGCAGAGUACUGCCGCAGGAACCAGGUCAUCACACGUGGUCUAUGCCGAAUUGGCUACAUUCAACGAUGCCCACCCGUCCCGCAGCUUUCCCAUGAGAGCGUUGUAGCCGCUGAAGCGGCGGGUGCGACAGCUGGCAGCACACCUCUCCCCAUGCUGAGGGGCCUGAUCGCGAACAAAAGCAUUCCCAAGGACACUAACGUCGUGAUGCUCCCACUGAGUGCAUGCAUAGGUCCAUCCAACGCCAUGAAAUGUACCCCCUUCUUUGACAUAUUCCCUCGUGAAGCUCGAGAAGCGUAUUUUCUCCAAAUGGCAUCCGUACAAAACAGCCGAGUGGCAGAGCAGAGCCUUAUCCGACACAACCAGCUCUUGCUGGCGCUCUACAUGGCCUACCUCCUGCUCGUCCGGGCCUUACAGCCAGAUGCCCAGGGAUCCGAUCCCGUUCGUUAUCUAGACUUCCUCCCAAGAAGUGAGGGCAAUUUUGCACAGCUGGAGGCACACAUGGCGGUCUCCCUUGAGACCGCGGAGGCCUGCCGCGUCGGGCAGACCUGUUUGGCCGCCCAUUUCCGUAUCCCGCAGGCCGAAAUACGGCCUUUGCUGGUCUGGGCCCUCUGCAUGAUCUACAGCCGUAUGGUACCGAUUGACCACAAGGGCCUGCUAGAGGAGGCGUUCCGUGACACCCCGGUCGCGUCCUUCUUUGCCAGUCAGUCCCGUGGGGAGGACCUCAUGCCGGAGCCCAUCUCCUUCCUGUGCCCAAUCGUGGACAUGUGCAAUCACAGCGAGGGGGAGAAUGUUGCCGUGAUGGUUCCCGACAACCCACCUUCCAGGUUACAGCGUGUCGUCUGUCUGCGCACCUUGCGGGAUGUUGCUGAAGGGGAAGAACUUGUCAUGACGUAUAGCCGAUCCCCGGCAGAGCUCCGAACGAUUUGGGGCAUGUCUCAGGUACUGCUUUAG